Penicillium riverlandense is the source of this 1143-nucleotide messenger RNA. Its product is annotated as tryptophan--tRNA ligase MSW1. Gene Ontology annotation, cellular component: mitochondrial matrix; mitochondrion. Gene Ontology annotation, molecular function: ATP binding; tryptophan-tRNA ligase activity. The transcript is spliced from 5 exons. NCBI's taxonomy places the organism in Eukaryota, Fungi, Ascomycota, Eurotiomycetes, Eurotiales, Aspergillaceae. The record is from RefSeq and is a predicted model, not a curated record. Gene Ontology annotation, biological process: mitochondrial tryptophanyl-tRNA aminoacylation. The coding region runs from base 1 to 1143 and encodes 380 amino acids.
AUGCGGACCACCAUCUGUCGCCAUGGCACCAUUCCGACUAGGCCUCUGCUCUUGAGUGCGUGCCCCGGACCCUCCAUUGCACCCCGGUCCGGCCAUCGGCCGAGCAGCUCCAGCGCCAACCGCGAACCGACCAUCUUCUCCGGCAUUCAACCCACGGGAGUGCCGCACUUGGGCAACUACCUGGGCGCCCUCCGGCAAUGGGUAAAGCUGCAGCAAGAUGCGGAUCCGCAGACCAAGCUGUUUUUCUCCAUUGUCGACCUCCAUGCCUUGACUGUCCCGCAAGACCCGGACCAGCUGCGGCGAUGGAGGACUGAGGCAUUUGCAACCCUGCUGGCCGUCGGCUUGGACCCCAAGCGCUCUACUAUCUUCUACCAAUCUGCGGUCCCUGCGCAUACCGAGUUGAUGUGGAUCCUAAGCACCGUCGCGUCGAUGGGCUACCUGUCGCGCAUGACCCAGUGGAAGAGCAAGCUCCAGCUGCCCGAAGAUACGACGCUCGACCAUUCUGCCGCACGGGCACAACUACGUCUCGGCCUCUUCUCCUACCCUGUCCUCCAAGCCGCCGACAUCCUCGUUCACAGGGCUACACAUGUUCCGGUUGGCGAGGACCAGAAGCAGCACCUGGAGUUCUCCCGAUACACGGCGAAUAGCUUCAAUCACAUAUACGGGCCGAUCUUCCCGAUCCCCGAGGCCGUCAUCUCCCCGGCAAAACGGGUCAUGUCCCUCAAGGAACCGACGGUUAAGAUGUCCAAGUCGCAUGCGGAUGAGCGAUCGCGCAUCCUUCUCACGGACGACCCGACCACAAUUCACAAAAAGGUCAAGGUGGCGCUCACGGAUUCGGAGACGACCAUCACGUACGACCCGGUGCGGCGCCCGGGGGUGUCCAACUUGAUUGAGAUCCUCAGCCACUUCGAGGAGCGGCCGUGCGAGACGAUUGUGCAGGAGUACGAAAGUGCAAGCCUGCGGGCGCUGAAGGAACGAGUGGCCGGGCAGAUUGCGCAUCACCUGCGGGAAAUCCGGGAAGGCUACGCGGCGCUCAUGGCAAACCCAGCGUCGUUGGACACGAUCGCCCAGAUGGGGGCGCAGGCGGCCCAGGGCCAGACGGGGGAGACGAUGCGCAGCGUACGGGCGGCGGUGGGACUGUAG